CCUUACGACACUAUUGAGCUCGUGUGUGGUUCACUUACCGCAACCAACACUAACAUUUUAAACUUAAAAGGCAAUAUAUUGAAAUACCAAUUACUUACAUUUUCCAGCUGGGCUACUACACGAAAAACGUUGCCGGAUAAGUGAUUACUAAACACGGAAGCACCGCCCCUCUGCAGCAAACGGGUUGUUCGGAAUACAAAUCGCGCGCUCGGGAGGAUAACGCGGGAAACGUCGCGGUGUUUUGUUCUGUGUUUUUCACAGGACAACAACAACCGCCACGCCAAGUCGAAUUUACUCAUUAUACUUAUACGAUUUGGGUCAAACUAUCACCUACCCGACAUACAGGCCUGCCAAAUAUAGUUUUUUUUUUAGCGGGGGAUAUUUUAACGCUGAGUGUACUCUUCCUCCAGCGGUUGUGUGGAGCCAGCGGAUGAGCCUUGACAAGAAGCAGCACUUUGGUGAAUGAAUGUCCCCGCGCUCUCGUGGCUAGCUCGGACACAAAGACGAAGGUUUGCUAGCUUUAGCCUCCAGACAUCGGUUGAGUCUCUCCACGCAGAUGGAGUCAUUCCAGAAGGUCGAGAAGAUAGGAGAGGGCACUUACGGCGUGGUGUACAAAGCCAAGAACAAGAGCACGGGAGAAACUGUUGCUCUAAAGAAGAUCAGAUUGGACACGGAAACAGAGGGUGUUCCAAGCACUGCCAUCCGAGAGAUUUCCCUCCUUAAAGAGCUCAGUCACCCAAAUAUUGUCAAGCUACAUGAUGUCAUCCAUACAGAAAACAAGCUAUACCUUGUCUUUGAGUUCCUUAAUCAGGAUCUAAAGAAGUUCAUGGACUCCUCCUCGGUCACUGGUAUCCCUCUUCCUCUCAUUAAGAGUUACCUCUUCCAGCUGCUGCAGGGCUUGGCAUUCUGCCACUCCCACAGGGUUCUUCAUCGGGACCUGAAGCCUCAGAACCUCCUCAUCAAUGCGCAGGGGGAGAUCAAGUUGGCGGACUUUGGUCUGGCAAGAGCGUUUGGUGUACCUGUGCGUACGUACACACAUGAGGUGGUAACACUAUGGUACCGAGCACCUGAGAUCCUGCUAGGUUGCAAAUUUUACUCCACGGCUGUCGACAUCUGGAGUCUGGGAUGCAUCUUUGCUGAAAUGAUCACCAGGCGGGCGCUGUUCCCCGGCGACUCAGAGAUUGACCAGCUAUUCCGAAUCUUCCGCACUCUGGGGACCCCUGAUGAGGCCACGUGGCCGGGAGUUACAUCCAUGCCAGACUACAAACCAUCGUUCCCCAAGUGGGCCCGCCAGGAUCUUUCCAAAGUGGUUCCUCUCCUAGAUGAGGAUGGUAGAGAGCUGCUCGGGGAAAUGCUGCAUUACGACCCAAACAAAAGGUUAUCGGCCAAAAAUGCCCUCGUCCAUCGAUUCUUCCGUGAUGUCACCAUGCCUCUUCCUCAUCUGAGAAUCUGAAUUGUGUCUUGACAAUAAGCAGUAAGUGGCCCAAUGACUUGGUGGCAUGUUUGGUAAGAAAAAAAGGGGUAUGUUUGGUAUCUGUUUGAAGGUUAUUUGUUAUGUAAAAACAACUUAGAUCCUUAUGUGCUUUGUUAGUACUAAUGUUUUGUAUAAACCUUCACAGAUUUAUUCUGGUUUAGUGAGUUAUUUAAAUAGUAUGUUGGCUUUAGAGCCUCCAAAUUUAGAUAAAAAUCAUUGCAUACAUUUUUCGGGAUAGUGCAAAUACCAAGUUUUUAUUGGUCUUUCCAGUUUUGCAGUGAAAGAACUCAGCAAAACUAAAUUAUUUUAUUCCUCAUCUUUGUGCAUACGCAGGUGAUGUUGCAAUGUUUGCCUUGUAUUCAGAUUUUACACUUUUUUGUGUGUUGCAAUUUCCUACUUGAUUUUAUUCUCACCUAAUGAAGCGUUUUAAUAUGGCUACUGGUUUUUGACAGUUGGAAAAAAUAAACUUGUU
Molecule: messenger RNA, 1946 nt
Organism: Dunckerocampus dactyliophorus (ringed pipefish)
Lineage: Eukaryota; Metazoa; Chordata; Actinopteri; Syngnathiformes; Syngnathidae
Gene: cdk2
Product: cyclin-dependent kinase 2
Exons: 7
Coding region: 557-1453 (298 amino acids)
Biological process (GO): protein phosphorylation; regulation of G2/M transition of mitotic cell cycle; regulation of gene expression
Cellular component (GO): cyclin-dependent protein kinase holoenzyme complex; nucleus; cytoplasm
Molecular function (GO): cyclin-dependent protein serine/threonine kinase activity; ATP binding; cyclin binding
Source: RefSeq, a predicted model, not a curated record